Quercus robur (English oak) is the source of this 1893-nucleotide messenger RNA. Its product is annotated as chaperone protein dnaJ A6, chloroplastic-like. The transcript is spliced from 8 exons. The record is from RefSeq and is a predicted model, not a curated record. Gene Ontology annotation, molecular function: ATP binding; heat shock protein binding. Lineage: Eukaryota; Viridiplantae; Streptophyta; Magnoliopsida; Fagales; Fagaceae. Gene Ontology annotation, cellular component: cytoplasm. Gene Ontology annotation, biological process: response to heat; protein refolding. The coding region runs from base 257 to 1567 and encodes 436 amino acids.
CCCCAUUGAAAUGACAAUAUUAUCACUAUCAGCCUUAUUUUGCUCUCCAAUUAGAGCUCUCUAGAGCCUCAUCCUCCUCCAGUCCUCCUCCGCAACCAAAACCCCAACACAUUCUCUCCCUCUCACUUCUCAGAGAGAGAGAGAGAGAGUCUGUGACCUAAGAGUUACUGAGAUUCAACGAAACAAAGAGCAAAGCCAAACACAGAAGUUCAUCAGGCGUAAACUCAUAAAUAGUUCUUUUUAGCCAACAAAAUUGAUGGCAAUUUCACCUUGUGGAAGUACAUGGGUUGCUCAAUGGGGAAUUCGCCCUCAGUGUAUGCUGGGGUCUUAUGUCACAAACAAGAUUCCAACAUCCCGAUAUUGUACUACAAGCAGUAUAAGCUUUUUGUCGGCACCAAGUUCAAGCUUAUUUUCUCGCGGUUCCUUCCCUGUGGUAUCGUAUCCAGGGUCAUCUCAAACUUCACAACGUCGUAGGGGUGCACGUUUCACAGUUAGAGCAGAUUCUGAUUUCUAUUCUCUUCUUGGGGUGUCAAGAAAUGCCAGUAAAUCUGAAAUUAAAAGCGCUUAUCGGAAGCUUGCUAGGAGUUAUCACCCAGAUGUGAACAAAGAACCUGGGGCAGAGCAAAAAUUCAAGGAUAUUAGCAAUGCAUAUGAGGUUCUGUCUGAUGAUGAGAAACGAUCCUUAUAUGACAGAUAUGGAGAGGCUGGACUGAAAGCUGGUCCGGGCUUUAAUGAUUUCAGCAAUCCCUUUGAUCUGUUUGAGUCGUUAUUUGAAGGCAUAAAUCAGGGGGGAAGACCUUCUAGGAAUAGAGCAGUUGAUGGUCAGGAUGAGUAUUACAAUCUUGUCUUAAACUUUAAGGAAGCAGUUUUUGGGGUUGAGAAAGAGAUUGAGAUAAGCCGACUAGAGAGCUGUGGGACUUGCAAUGGUUCAGGUGCUAAACCAGGGACCAAUCCAUCCAAAUGUAGCACUUGUGGUGGGCAAGGACAGGUUGUCUCAUCAGCGAGGACCCCGUUAGGUGUCUUCCAGCAGGUAAUGACCUGCUCUUCUUGUGGUGGGACUGGGGAAAUAUCCACCCCUUGCAACACGUGUUCUGGGGAUGGUCGGGUAAGAAGGACAAAACGGAUAAGUCUGAAAGUUCCUGCUGGUGUGGACUCUGGUAGCCGUUUAAGGGUCCGAAAUGAAGGAAAUGCUGGAAGACGAGGUGGGGCUCCUGGUGACCUCUUCGUAAUUAUUGAAGUUAUGCCAGACCCUGUCCUUAAACGUGAUGACACCAACAUUUUGUAUACCUGCAAGGUUUCCUACAUUGACGCGAUCUUGGGAACUACAAUCAAGGUUCCGACAGUGGAUGGUGUGGUUGAUUUGAAGAUUCCGGCUGGUACCCAACCAAACACGACUCUUGUAAUGGCCAAGAAAGGUGUUCCUCUAUUGAAUAAGAGCAACAUGAGGGGCGAUCAGUUGGUUCGCGUGCAGAUUGAAAUCCCAAAGAGAUUGAGCUCUGAUGAGAGAAAGCUCAUUGAAGAACUCGCUGAUCUAAGCAAGGGCAAGACUGCAAGCAGUAGGAGAUAGUUGUCUGUGGCAUCAUUUUGCAUUUAUCUGUUUAUUGCUGAUCUCAUCAGUUAUAUUCUCCUUUGUGGGUCCAACUUUGUUGAACCUUGAUGCAUAUUAAGGGGAAUUCAGCAGUUCUCAGGACUCUGGAAAGGGCGAGAGCACGUGUUUGUAGUUGUAGGUAAAUUAUAUUUUGUGAUAAUUUUUCCCCCACAUAAGUUAUCUUAAAUGACAGGAGGUAGAAAAAGAGGUGAAAAUUGAGGAUCCAUUACUCUUUCAUCAUCUAUAUUUAAACAUAGAACUUAUUCUUUGGGAUUGAACAUAAAUUUCAGCUACAUUUUGUAGUC